Molecule: messenger RNA, 1005 nt
Organism: Artibeus jamaicensis (Jamaican fruit-eating bat)
Lineage: Eukaryota; Metazoa; Chordata; Mammalia; Chiroptera; Phyllostomidae
Product: butyrophilin-like protein 9
Exons: 9
Biological process (GO): regulation of cytokine production; T cell receptor signaling pathway
Cellular component (GO): external side of plasma membrane
Molecular function (GO): signaling receptor binding
Source: RefSeq, a predicted model, not a curated record
AUGGCGGGCUUUCCAGCCUCCCUGGACUCCUUUGGGCAGGUGCCUGGGCCCAGCGGUCUCUUGUUCUGCAUCCUCCUCCUCCUCCAGCCUGGGGAGCUGAACUCAGAGGAGCUCCAGGUGAUUGGCCCUGAGGCGUCCAUCCUGGCACAGGUCGGGGAAGAGGUGGAGUUCCAGUGCCACCUGCUCAGUUACCAGAGCACAGAGCACAUGGAGAUCCACUGGUUCCGGAGCCAGGUCUCAGAAGUGGUGUAACUGUUCCCGGAGCCACAGGAGCUCGCCGGGCAGCAGAUGAUGCAGUUCCGGAACAGGACCAAACUCUUCAAGGACGACCUCAUGGAUGGCAUGGUGAUCCUGCAGCUCUGCCACGUAAUGCCCGCUGACCAGGGCCCCUGCGGGUGCCACUUCCUCUCCAGCAGCUUCCCUGGGAAAGCUGUUUGGGAACUGGAGGUAGCAGGGAUGGGGUCAGACCCUCACAUCUCCCUUGAGGGCUUCAAGAAAGGAGGCAUUCAGAUGCGAUGCAGCUCCAGUGGCUGGUACCCCAAGCCCCAGGCUCAGUGGAGAGACCAUCAGGGACAGUGCCUGCCUCCUGAGUCCGAAGCCAUCACCCAGGACGCCCAGGGCCUGUUCAGUCUGCAAACAUGGGUGGUUGUCCAAGAGGGGGCGCACAGCAACGUGUCCUGCUCCAUCCAGAACCCCCUCCUCUCCCAGAAGAAAGAGUUCACAGUCCAAAUAGCAGACGUUUUUCUACCCGGGCCCUCCCCGUGGAAGGCAGCUUUCCUCGGGACCCUGGUGGGCGGCCUGCUGCUGCUGCUGGCUCUGCUCGCGAAGCUGACGCUGUGCUGCUUUCACCCGCAGCGGUGGUACCAAGAAAAGCUGAAGGAGCAAGCGGACAAGGACAAAGGGAAACUCACUGCAGAACUGGGGAAGCUGCAGGCAGAGCUCGACUGGAGAAGGGCUGAAGGCCAGGCAGAGUGGAGAGCAGCCCAACAACAUGCAGGUAACUGA